CAGGAUAAGUAAACAAGCCCAAGGUACAAAGGCAGGGGCAAACCAGUUCUUCUAACUAUUUUAUACACUGUUUCACACAACAUCCUGACACAGGAUACAAGAUGGCGUUGUUGCUUCUACUGGUGUUGUUGACAGCAUGUGAUGCCAUACUUCAAGAUCUGUCAAGUAAAAUGUUCACCUUUCCACAAGAAACCAACACAGCUUACGUGAGGCUGCCUACAACAAGACAGGAUUUCAGUGCUGUGACUGUCUGUCUCAGGUCCUUUACAGACCUCAAAAGAGACCAUGCCCUAUUCUCUUUGGCCACAUCGUCUGCUGCCAACGACUUCUUGAUUUACAUGAAACCUGAAAACAACGAGUUUCAUCUUAAUAGCAAGGACAACCAAGCAAAAUUAACAGGGCAUGACUACAAGAUGAACACAUGGCACUCUAUUUGUGCCACAUGGGACUCUGUGUCUGGACUAGGGCAGCUGUGGUUAGAUGGAAAACCCUCGAGUAGGAAAUUCCUCAGCUCUGGAUCCAACAUCAAUGGACCCGUUAUAAUUGUUUUAGGACAGGACCAGGAUACCUAUGGUGGGGGAUUUGACAUUAAGCAGUCUUUCGUUGGCAUGAUGUCUGAUCUCCACAUGUGGAACUACGUCCUUUCCCCCUGUGAGAUCCAGAACUACGACGAUGAGCACAACUUCACUCCAGGGAAUGUGCUCAAUUGGAGCACCCUGAACUUCCAGAUUGCGGGCAGAGUGCUGAUAGAGGAGAAACAAAAGAGCUGCAUCUUUUGAAAAAGUGUUUUGCAAAGUCAAAAUAUAAUUGAUUUUUUUUCUGUGUGUUUUUGUGUUUUGUUUGUGAGCUCAUUGAAGAACAAUGAUUUUUUUUUUUUUCUUUAAACUUCACCAAUGAGUUUAUGUCCUUAUGUUGCCCAAUAUUAAUCUGGUUAAACGAAUGUUGUUAGGCGAAGUCAUUAUUUGCCAUUGCACUAAAGUUUGUGCAACUGAAACCAGCUGAAGAUGAUUAAAAAAAGUUCAGAUAGUAUUGCAUCAGUGCUAUGUGUAAACUAACCAAAUAUAUAUGUGAUGGAUGUGCCUGGAUCCUGAAGAUAGUAGGCUAGUGUGUGCUUGCUUUUUAUGACUACUGUACAACUCCUGUGUUCUUCAUCUCAAUGUAAAUGUUUUGACGAUCCAUCAGCCAGCCAGGAUUUGAACUGAAGCCCACCUGUUCUCUGCUCUUGUCUCUUUCUUUGUGGGAGGCCUUUUUAAACCAAGACUGUGGUUUCUUUAGUGGAACACUGCGGACUGCACUGUGCCAUCUCGCAUGUGGGCAGUUCCUGUGUCUUUACAAACAUGGGGAGGGCCAACGGUUUAACAGGGAGGGACGCAACAUGCGCUAACAUGCACAUAUACAGUACAUGCACUACCUUGUAUGUGCUGCCAUCCAGGAUACCAAAACAAAGAGCAAAGAAGCUCAGAUUAUAAUCCACACAGAAGGGGUGUCACUUCAUUCUUUGCUCAGGAUGCCAAUAGUCCAAAAUAUCUUCACAUAGAGAAAUUGUUUGCUGCUACAGUAUUGUUUAAAAUCUUGUUUACAGAACCUUUAAUCAAAUUACAUGUAUAUGAAAAUGAGUUUUUAAUUUGCUUGUGUUUUGCUGCUUUACAUAUAUUCUGUAUGUAAGCUGCUGAGCUCUCAGCCACUGUACAGGUUAAAUACUUGCUCCCUAGGGAUAAAAGCUAUUUGUAAAACCUAUGCAGGGACUUCCACAAUAAAUUAGCUUAUACCGA
This is a messenger RNA of Seriola aureovittata, 1772 nucleotides long. RefSeq names its product C-reactive protein-like. The transcript is spliced from 5 exons. Lineage: Eukaryota; Metazoa; Chordata; Actinopteri; Carangiformes; Carangidae. The coding region runs from base 102 to 779 and encodes 225 amino acids. The record is from RefSeq and is a predicted model, not a curated record.